Messenger RNA from Nematocida minor, 396 nucleotides. RefSeq lists its product as uncharacterized. Lineage: Eukaryota; Fungi; Microsporidia. The transcript has a single exon. The record is from RefSeq and is a predicted model, not a curated record. The coding region runs from base 1 to 396 and encodes 131 amino acids.
AUGAACAGAAAAGCUCUUGAGCGACUGAAAUGCGGCAGCAAGAGAAGAGAGAAAAGAAGCACCCCGGCCAUAGCGCAGAUAAUCUUCGGAGAAAAGACCACUUUUAUAGCCUUUUCAAAAAGAAGCAACUUGUGCACCAUUAUUAAGAAAUCGCUAAUUGGCCUGGCGUCUUCCCUCCAGUCGAGCUGCAUGCCUGUGUGCGAACAGGAAAUUGACUUGGUGGACUACCCAGAGUUUCUAUUUUAUGUGGAAGACUACGCAGGAAGGAAGAUCUUCCUCAACACCCGGGAGAACGAGCUUUCAAAUCUUUUGAGGUUCUUUUCUUACAAACUGACAAUCCAUGUGUACUUAUCUGGGUCUCUCGGAGAUGCAUCCAUUGAAACUUUGCGGAACUAG